AUGUCAAUUAAUGAUAAGGGCAAUGGAAAGAGCCUCAUGGGAGUUGUCAAUAGAAAACAACAAGAUUUGGUGUUUGUUGAUUCGGCUCCCAUGUCUCCUCUUGCAUUGCAAAAAGGGAAUGAAUUUUCAGCAAGGAGACUACGGAAUAUUACAACUGGUCUUUUAAAGUACUACUCAUGCAGCUUGUUAUACAAUGACUCGGUUGUCACGGUCACAACGAUAUCAUUGUCCGUCAACGCAAUAACUCGGACUAAAAAAUCGAAGUUAAAGCUUCAGCGCCAGACCAUCACAGACUGUGAAAACGCCAUUGUACAAACUCUGAGCGGACUUUCGGUAAAACCAGUUGCAGCAAACCUUCACCUUAGUCGUUCGCCAGACUUGAUGCUCUUCACACCACUCAUUGCUUCAGAUGUGAAGCUCACAGAAAAUAUGUACUCUUUCGCUCAGCUGAAGCUCAUAAAAGUGCAUAUAUCUCCGGGAAUGGCGUUCGAAGAGAUGUUUCAGCUUUUCGUGGUCUGUUACAAGGAGGUUCGGGAACCGCCAAUCCUCAAAAAAGUCACUAUAAAAAUUAUCGAAAAAACACUUCUGCCGAACGACGGAGACUGGAUUCUUGAAGAAAAGACUCUUGUUUUGAAAUCAGAUAAACUUUCAAGAUUGUCUCAAGUCGAGUUAGAAAAAGUGAGAGUGGUGGACCAAGGUACUGAGUAUGAAAUUCCUUCCCUGGUUUUGCACUGUAUCAUUCCAGCAAUUGAGCCCACACUAUACUCAGCAUCGUUACAUAGGGAAUAUGUGUUUCGAGUGAAGGUGACAAUUAUCUACAACGGGUCAACCUCGAAGAAGCUAGUCUACUUUAUUCCCGCUCCAGUCCUGAUAGAACCCCACAAAGAACUAUUUAUGGAUCCUCCCAAAUACCAGCCAUCCAUCACUAAGCUUGAGCGAUAG
Messenger RNA from Candidozyma pseudohaemuli, 942 nucleotides. RefSeq lists its product as uncharacterized. NCBI's taxonomy places the organism in Eukaryota, Fungi, Ascomycota, Pichiomycetes, Serinales, Metschnikowiaceae. The coding region runs from base 1 to 942 and encodes 313 amino acids. The record is from RefSeq and is a predicted model, not a curated record. The transcript has a single exon.